This is a messenger RNA of Diachasma alloeum, 7358 nucleotides long. RefSeq names its product fatty acid synthase. Gene Ontology annotation, biological process: fatty acid biosynthetic process. NCBI's taxonomy places the organism in Eukaryota, Metazoa, Arthropoda, Insecta, Hymenoptera, Braconidae. The coding region runs from base 1 to 7239 and encodes 2412 amino acids. The transcript has 10 exons. Gene Ontology annotation, molecular function: phosphopantetheine binding; fatty acid synthase activity; 3-oxoacyl-[acyl-carrier-protein] synthase activity. The record is from RefSeq and is a predicted model, not a curated record.
AUGGCACUGCCCGAAAACGUUCGCCUUUACAAUCCAUACAUGAAGACUUUAGUAGAACCUGGUGAAGAGAUCGUUAUAUCGGGUAUUUCUGGGAGAUUUCCAGAGUCUGACAAUUUAAAUCAAUUUCGCGAUAAUCUUAUGAAUAAACGUGAUCUAAUAACAGAUGAUAAUCGUCGUUGGACAUUAGAUCACCCGGAAAUCCCCCAACGAACUGGAAAAAUCAAUAACAUUAAUAAGUUCGAUGCAGAUUAUUUCGAUUACGACUUCAAACAAAGCCACACCAUGGAUCCCAUGGGGAGAAUGUUGCUGGAGCAUACUUAUGAAGCUAUCGUUGAUGCUGGAAUCAACCCCAAGCAGUUGAAAGACACUAAAACUGGUGUAUUCGUGGGCGCCUGCUUUUCAGAGUCUGAAAUCAUUUGGGUCUACCAAAAACCUCAGGGAGACGGCUAUGGCAUCCCGGGAUGCUGCAGAGGUCUUCUGGCAAAUCGCCUGUCCCAGUGGCUGGGCAUAAAAGGACCAAGUUACACCGUCGACUCUGCCUGCAGUUCGAGUCUUCUUGCCAUGGAGCAUGCAUAUAGAGCAAUCAGUACUGGUGUAUGUGAUAAUGCUCUCGUUGCUGGUGCCAAUCUCUGUCUUCAACCUAUAGUGUCAUUUCAGUUCGCACGUUUAGGUGUCUUGUCACGUGAUGGUCGAUCGAAAGCAUUUGAUAACAGUGCAAACGGUUAUGCAAGGGCUGAGACAAUCAGUGUAGUUUUUCUUCAGAAAGCCAAAAAUGCGAAAAGGAUCUAUGCGACAGUCGUCCAUGGGAAAUCCAACUGCGACGGAUUCAAACCUCAAGGAAUCACAUUCCCAUCAAGUGAUAUUCAGGGUGUACUUUUGAAAGAGUUUUAUGAAGAGUGUAAGGUACCAACAUCUUCAUUAGCAUACGUUGAAGCACACGGUACUGGAACAACUGUCGGCGACCCCGAAGAGCUGGAUGCAAUAGAAGCGGUCUUCUGCCCCGGAAGAGAAGAGCCACUGAUGAUUGGCUCCGUCAAAUCGAACAUUGGGCAUGCUGAGCCAGCGAGUGGAAUGGGUCAAAUUGCUAAAGUUGUUAUUGCCUAUGAAACUGGUGUCAUUCCACCAAAUUUGCACUACAAAACGCCACGUGAGGGGGUCAAAGGUCUUAUAGAUGGAAAAAUGAAAGUUGUAACUGAACCAACACCAUGGAAUGGUGGCUAUGUUGGUAUCAGUUCGUUUGGCUUUGGUGGUGGUAAUGCUCAUAUCCUUCUCAAGUCCAAUCCUAAGAAGAAGAUCAAUAGUGGAGCACCUCAGGAUGAGCUUCCCAGACUCGUUGUUGCUUCCGGUAGGACUGAGGAGGCUGUUGAUUCUAUCUUAUCAGAUGUUGAAAGUCGCCCAGUAGACGUAGAAUAUAUCCGCCUGCUUCAUGAUCUCCACGUAGAUAAUUUCCCGGGCCACUCCUAUCGAGGCUAUACGAUCGCGGGUAUCACAAACGCCACGAAGAAACUGCGAGAAAUCGAACGCUACUUAGGAGCCAAGCGACCAGUCUGCUUCGUCUUCUCAGGAAUGGGUUGUCAGUGGCCAGAAAUGGGGACCACUCUCCUUCACUUUCCAGUCUUCGCAAAUGCCAUGAAGAAAUGUGAUAUAGCUCUCAGGCCGUUUGGUGUGGAUAUCUACGAUAUUCUGACCAAUCCCGAUGAAUCGAUCUUCGCGAAAUCCUCAAAUUCAAUGGUUGGACUAACUGCAAUUCAAAUUGGUUUAGUCGAUCUCCUAACAUCCUUAGGAAUAGCCCCUGAUUUAAUUAUUGGACAUUCGCUCGGAGAACUGGGAUGUGCAUACGCAGAUGGCUCUUUGACACCAGAGCAAACGGUUCUGGCAGCAUAUUCAUUUGGUCUUGUUUUAUCAGAUCUCAAUAAAAUUAAAUGUUCAAUGGCUACAGUCAACCUCAGUUCAAAAGAUCUCGAAAAACUCUGCCCACCAGAAAUCGAAGUAGUCUGGCAUAAUAGCCAUGAAAGCUCAAGCAUAAGUGGUCCAAGAGAAUCAAUGAAAUCUUUCUUAACUAGACUCACAGCGGCAAACAUUUCUGUUCAAGAAAUUUCGUGCGGUACAGUUGCUCAUCACAACAGAUACAUGGCGGAUAUUGGACCCAAGCUCUUUGCACUGCUCAAGGAAGUGAUCCCAGAGCCUAAACCCAGGAGUUCUAAAUGGCUCAGUACAUCUGUACCUGAAUCUCAGUGGAACUCACCUCAGGCAAAACUGUCCUCGGCUGAAUAUCAAACCAACAAUUUUCUGUCGCCUGUCCGUUUCGCAGAGACAUGUGCACUCAUUCCCAAAGAUGCUGUUAUGAUUGAAAUUGCGGCCUCUGGACUUCUCCAAAAUAUUCUAAAGGAAUCUCUCAAUCCUGAAGGGGUCAAUAUUCCUCUCAUGCAAAGUCACCAUGAGGACAAUAUUGAAGUCUUUCUUCAGGCUAUUGGAAAACUUUAUGAAGUUGGUUUACAGCCGAUAAUCAGCAAUUUGUAUCCUGAGGUCAAGUUUCCAGUUUCUAGGGGAACUCCCAUGAUAUCUCCUCUCAUCAAGUGGGAUCACUCUGAAGACUGGUAUGUACUGUCCUACCACCAGCAGAAUAGAAUCACCUCUGGAGAGCGAAUGAUCGAGGUGUCACUUAAUGAUGAACUCUACGAUUAUAUGGAUGGACAUAUCAUUGAUGGGAGGAAUCUUUUGCCUGCUACCGGGUACUUAGCACUCAUUUGGGAGAGUGUGGCACUGCGGAGAGGGCUUCUGUGUACAGAGGUACCAAUUGUUUUUGAGAAUGUUAAUUUCUUGAGAGCUACUACACUUUCGAAAGAACCGGUGAAGAUUAUUCUUAUGCUCCAAAAAGGAACUGGGAGAUUCGAAGUAAUAGAGGGUGGUGUAGCAGUGGUAACUGGAGUUGUUCGUGACACAGCAAAUGCCCAAUCAGAACAGAUAAAGUUCUCAAUUCCGAACGAUGAUCGGCCUGAAGAAAUUACCACGAAAGACGUAUACAAGGAAUUUAGAUUACGUGGAUAUCAGUACUCUGGGGUAUUCAGAGCUAUUGAAAGCGCUACUACGGACGGCACGAAGGGGACAAUUCGUUGGAAUGCCAAUUGGGUAGCUUUCAUGGACAACAUGCUGCAGAUGAGUCUCUUGGGGCUUGAUUAUAGGGGUCUCUUUGUACCUACGAGAAUUCAGAAACUGGUGAUUGAUACUAAAGAACAUUCUCGGUUAAUUCGGGAUAUGCCAUCCGACAAACAAGAAUUCAAAGUUUACGUCUGCAAAAAAAAUGACUUAAUUGUUUCUGGGGGAAUUCAAAUACGUGGAUUGCACGCGAGUCCAAUAUCACGAAGGAAGCCAGCAGGGGAGCCCGUUCUAGAGACUUAUGAAUUUGUCGCUCACAAAGAUCAUGCAGAAAUCACCCUCAAAGAAGCUAUUCACUUGGCAAUCCAUCUCGCCCUUGAGAACCACACCAGCAUCAAAGUAAAAACGUUAGAGUCCCUGGAAACGGGGAAGAAGUAUCCUCCUGACGAGCUUAUCUCUUUUCACAUAGCACAGACUCUAGCAGACCUGCCGAUGAUCCAAGCAGAAGUGAAUUUAGUGACACCAGAAAAUCCAUUUGAAGAAGAAAAAUUAGCCGAAAACCUCCAAAUCAUAGAGCCCAAGAAAUUGAGUCCGGAAACCAAUGCUCUGUUGUUAGCUGGUCGCGAUCUUCUGGCGGCUCAAAAAAGUGGAACGUUGAGCCACCUCCUAUCAGCCUUGAGAGAUGGCGCUUUUAUUCUUACGCUUGAGUCCUCACCUCCAGAAGACGUUGAACUAUCAACCAAGAAACACGGGCUCCAUAUUGUUUUUGAAAAAUUCAUUGAUGGCUCUCGAUUCUUGCUUCUUCGAAAAAUCGAUAAACCACCGAAGAAUACGAUCAUUAUUCAGGUGAACAAUGAAGAGUUUACCUGGAUUGACAGGCUAAAAACAGCGCAGAAGACAGAAUCUGAGUGUAAAAUCGCAGGAUCAUCAAGAAUUUUCCUGAUAAGUGAUAAAACAUUCGAAAAUGGCCUUUUGGGUCUUGUUAAUUGUCUUCGAAGGGAGUCUGGUGGGGAGAUAAUUCGAGGGGUAUUAAUUCAAGAUCCACAAGCUCCAGACUUCUCACUUUUGGAACCUCUGUAUGCGGACCAAUUGAUACUAGAUCUUGCAGUAAAUGUCUUGAGACCAGAAUCCACCUGGGGAUCAUACAGACAUUUUCCUCUUCCGCCCCUCACACAACGACCGGUUCAUCAUGCGUGGGCAAAUCAACUGGUAAAAGGCGAUCUUACUUCAUUUCGGUGGAUGGAAGGACCAAUUGCGCCAGACUCCAAAGAUUCAAACUUCGUUAGAGUGGUUUACUCAUCAAUAAACUUUAAGGACAUCAUGCUGGCUACUGGGAAACUUACUGCAGAAAUUUUUGCCAAGUCUAGGAUAGAAACGGAGAGCCUUAUUGGAUUUGAGUAUGCUGGCAUCACGGCGAGUGGUUCGAGAAUUAUGGGUAUCUCGAGUUUUCCUGCUAUAACAAAUAUUCGAACUCACGAUUCAAAGGUUACCUGGCCUGUACCCGAUUCUUGGACUCUGGAAGAGGCAGCUACCGUACCAUGUGUAUAUGCUACGUGUUGUUAUGCUCUUUAUAUACGUGGGAAAAUUGAGCAAGGAAAUAAAAUUUUAAUUCAUGCUGGAUCUGGUGGCAUUGGACAGGCAGCUAUUAUUCUUGCUCUUUGGACUGGAUGUGAAAUUUUUACGACUGUUGGUACUCCGGAGAAGAGAUCAUUCAUUCGGAAGACAUUCCCCCAGAUCCCUGAUGAUCAUAUUGGUAAUUCUAGAGACACCAGUUUUGAACAGUGGAUAAUGGAUAAGACUCAUGGGAAGGGAGUUGAUAUUGUGCUCAAUUCACUUGCUGAUGAUAAACUUCAGGCUUCAAUUAGGUGUCUAGCUGAGGGGGGAAAGUUUUUGGAGAUUGGGAAAUUUGAUAUGGUUAACAAUAGUUCUCUAGGAAUUUCUGCUUUUUCGAACGGAAUUAGUUUCUAUGCAAUAUUGGUGGAUAAAAUGUUCCAUAGUUCAGAGGAGACAAGAGAUGAACUACAUGGACUGAUGCUGAGGUUGCUCGAUGUGGGUGCUAUCAAGCCACUCAAUUUUACUAUCUUCUCCAGGGAUGAAAUUGAACCUGCCUUCAGGUACAUGGCUUCUGGAAAACAUAUUGGAAAGAUCAUCUUAAAAAUUCAAGAUGAGAAUAGUUUGGGGGCUCAAAUUCCAGCUCUUCCACGCUACUACUGCCGGAACGAUCGGUCCUACAUAAUUCUAGGAGGUCUCGGAGGUUUUGGUCUGGAACUAGCCGACUGGUUAAUCCUGCGAGGUGCUAAGUACGUGAUCCUCACAUCCCGUUCAGGCAUAAAGAAUGGUUACCAAUGCUUGCGAAUUAAGAUGUGGGAGAGUUACAAUGUCAAGGUCACCGUUGUCACCGGAAAAGAGGCAUCAGAUCCAAAGGAUUGCAAAGACAUCCUUUCAAUAGCAUCGCAACAAGCUCCAGUGGAUGCAAUUUUCAAUCUCGCAGUAGUCCUCAAGGAUAGCCUAUUCGAAAAUCAAACGACGGAUACAUUUGCAGAGUCCUUCAAGGCCAAAGCCUGGAGUACGAGCAAUCUUGACAAAUUCUCUAGAAAAUUGUGCCCGAAACUACGUCAUUUCGUUGUAUUCUCUUCGGUCUCUUGCGGACGUGGUAAUGCGGGGCAAACAAACUAUGGAAUGUCGAACUCAGUUAUGGAGAGAAUUUGUGAAAGACGAUCUGCUGAAGGACUUCCAGCACUCGCUAUCCAAUGGGGAGCCAUUGGGGACGUUGGCCUUGUUGCAGACAUGCAGGAUAACGACAAAGAGCUUGUCAUUGGAGGAACUCUUCAGCAGCGGAUAACAUCCUGUCUUCAUGAACUCGAUCGAUUCCUCAAUCAGAGCUCUCCAAUUGUUGCAAGCAUGGUAGUUGCUGAAAAAAAAGCUGGGGUUUGUGGUUCCCUCGAUAUUGUUGACACUGUACUUAAUAUCAUGGGCCUCAAGGACUUAAAGUCAGUAGGGGUACAUACACCACUAGCUGAACUUGGAAUGGACUCGAUGAUGGCAGUGGAGAUAAAACAAACUUUCGAGCGUGAGUUCGAGAUAUUUUUGACUCCUCAGGACAUUCGUGACCUCAACUUUGCCAAGUUGAUUGAAAUGAAUUCGAAGAAUGCUGAUCAGAAGAAAAAUGAUGGGAAUAUCACUGCAGAAGAAGUACUCAUAGGAAUACAACUACUAGUUAACUUGAUAGGGAAUAAUGAAACGAUAAAUCAAGUGUGUUUGGAACUGCCUACCAAAGCACGGAGUGGGAGAGCAGAAGUGUUCCUGAUUCCAGGACUUGAGGGUUGUGGUGAUGUGUUCAAGAAUUUAGCUGAAAAUAUUGAAACUCCUGCUACUUGUCUACAGUUCGCUAGUAAGGACACACGGUAUCUUUCUAUCGAGGAAAUAGCUUUGAAGUUGAAGCCGCACAUUGUCCAGAGAAAUUUGGCUCGAAAGGACUUCAUCUUCGUUGGUUACUCAUUCGGAUCGCUCGUUGCUAUCGAGCUAGCGAGAUUAUUAGAGGCUGAUGGUUUCACUGGUAAACUGAUCCUCAUCGAUGGUUCUGUCGAGUGGCUGAAGGGGGUCAAAAACCAGCAAAUGCCAACAAAAAAUAACGAUGAACUCGAAACCAAUAUUCUAGUUAGCAUAGUUGAUACUGUUGCACCCAUAUUCAGUGGAAAACUGUCGAUGGAGUUCAAGAAGUGUAAAUCUUGGGAGGAAAAAUUGGAUGUAUUGAUGGAUCACUUCCCAGCGAAUAAUCUAGGAUUGUCUGUCGAGAAUCGUAGGAAUAUGUGCACAUGUAUUUACCAUCGUUUUUUGGCACUGGAUAAUUAUGACACUUCUAAUUUACCACCUAUUCAAUCAUCAAUCAUUCUUUUGAAGUCGACACUCAGUACUUUGAAGUCACUCCCUGAGGAUUAUGGACUCAGCAAGGUCACAAAAGGAAACGUAGAAGCCUAUUCAAUCGAGGGAAAUCACCUAACGAUACUCGACAAUCCAAAAGUAGCAAGAGUAAUCAAUGGAAAUUGUCUUAAAGUCUUACAAACGGACAAACUCAGUAUCAUGAAGAGUGAGAAGAUAAUCACACCAAUAUCCGAAUCGAAUCACGUUAAAUCAUUCAGUUAAUUGAAUGAAAAACCCGUUGGCUCACUGUCUAAAUAACAUGAUAAAAAUCAUUGGCGAAGUUAUUUAAUCGUAAUACCAAGCAUUUACCUCAAUUCUACCCUUCAUAGUAAUAGUCCUGU